UUCAUGAUGACAGCAAACGGAUGGCCCUUAUUCUCUGCCACUCUCUUCACUGCUCACUGACUGCUCCUGCUGCUUCUCUUCCUUCGAUUAAAUCCUCAAGACCUAAAAUCUCUGCAAUUUCCUCCAUGGAGCAGCACAAUGAUGGCAGCAGAAAGUUCAUAGAGUUCCCCUUCGUCUCGGCCCCGCACAAGGAUUUGAUGGUUGGUCUUGUAUCGACCGUCGAGAAUCGUUUGGGCUCGCAGCUCCACACUUGUACCCUCCCGCUUGACGUGCAACACUACCAGAACCCUAGUGGAUCAGCCCAAGCCUCCCUGUACAUCCGAUCCGGAAUCGAACCCUCGCUGGUUGACUUCAUACUGGGAAGUUGGAUACACUGUGACCUGCCAACAGGAGGAGCAUUGAACAUCACAAGCCUUUCAGCUUAUCUGAGUGCUUCGACAGAUGCACCGAAUUUCCUAUUUGAGCUAAUUCGAAGUAGCCCAACAUCAGUAGUCCUCAUCGUUGAUUUGCCUCCUCGAAAGGACCUUGUCCUUUAUCCCGACUAUCUUCAAACAUUCUAUGAAAACACCCAGUUGGAAAGCCGCAGGCAAUCACUUGCAAAGCUCCCUGAAGUUCAACCCUACUUCUCAUCGUCGCUUUACAUUCGCUGUCUCAGUUCUCCCACUGCAAUUAUGGUUCGUAUAGAAACCAAGGCAGGGCAGCCAGAACGCAUGGAGGAGAUUAUAAAAGAUCAUGUGGAUCCUAUUGCAAAGGAAGUGUUGGGAAUCUGGCUGGAUCAAUGUGCUUGCGGAAAGAGAGAAGUGGGAGAGACCGAAAAGGCUUGUUUGGAGAAGAGAGAUAAGUUGAUUAAAAGCCAGACUGUUGAGAUUGACAUUGGCUCUAGUUUUCCUAGGUUGUUUGGGCCAGAAGUAGCUGAGAGAGUAGUAGGAGUGAUUAGGGAGUUUUAUGGUGUAUGAGGCACCAAAUUAUGGUUGCCUAUAUGGUCAUAAGGGAUUAAAUUUUAGGAUUAAUGAAAGAUCACCUGGAUUAGGUGUGCAGUAGUUGAAAUUUAUUUUCUUCUCUGUUUUUUCUGGUCUUCAAAAAGACGGAAAGUAUUACUACAUAUCCAAGUUUGAUUGCAGCAUGUGUUCAACUCAAUGACCUUAA
Messenger RNA from Tripterygium wilfordii, 1146 nucleotides. Its product is annotated as red chlorophyll catabolite reductase, chloroplastic-like. Gene Ontology annotation, cellular component: chloroplast. The transcript has 2 exons. Gene Ontology annotation, molecular function: red chlorophyll catabolite reductase activity. Gene Ontology annotation, biological process: chlorophyll catabolic process. Lineage: Eukaryota; Viridiplantae; Streptophyta; Magnoliopsida; Celastrales; Celastraceae. The record is from RefSeq and is a predicted model, not a curated record. Bases 21 to 956 code for a protein of 311 amino acids.